Pterocles gutturalis (yellow-throated sandgrouse) is the source of this 951-nucleotide messenger RNA. Its product is annotated as transmembrane protein 120B. The transcript has 11 exons. The record is from RefSeq and is a predicted model, not a curated record. The annotation marks the transcript as partial. Gene Ontology annotation, cellular component: nuclear inner membrane. Gene Ontology annotation, biological process: fat cell differentiation. NCBI's taxonomy places the organism in Eukaryota, Metazoa, Chordata, Aves, Pterocliformes, Pteroclidae.
GAAACACACAAAGUUUACCGGCAGAAACUGGAAGAAGUCACCAGCCUCCAGACCGCCUGCAGCAGCUCCAUCCACCGGCAGAAGAAGACACUCAGGGAUCUGAAGCACAGCCUGCAACGGUGCAAGCCCAGAGCGAGUCCUGAAGAGUUUGCUCUCAUUCAGGAGAUCAGCGCCCAGAUCAAGGAGAGGCAGAAUGCCUUCUUCGACAUGGAAGCCUACUUGCCAAAGAAGAACGGCCUGUACCUAAACCUGGUGCUGGGAAAUGUGAAUGUAACUCUCCUGAGUAACCAGGCAAAGUUUGCCUACAAGGACGAGUAUGAGAAGUUCAAACUUUAUCUGACCAUAAUUUUGUUACUGGGGGCCAUUGCCUGCAGGUUUAUUCUCCACUACAGGGUGACAGAUGAAGUGUUUAACUUUCUGUUGGUGUGGUAUUACUGCACGCUGACGAUACGGGAAAGCAUUCUCAUUAGCAAUGGAUCAAGGAUCAAAGGCUGGUGGGUGUCUCAUCACUACGUCUCCACGUUCCUGUCCGGAGUCAUGUUGACGUGGCCAGAUGGACUCAUGUAUCAAAUGUUUCGCAGUCAAUUUUUAGCAUUUUCAAUAUUUCAGAGCUGCGUUCAGUUCCUACAGUAUUACUACCAGAGGGGCUGCCUCUACAGACUCCGUGCUUUGGGGGAGAGAAACCACUUGGACCUUACAGUAGAAGGAUUUCAGUCCUGGAUGUGGCGGGGGCUGACAUUUCUCCUUCCCUUCUUGUUCUUUGGGCAUUUCUGGCAGCUGUACAAUGCAAUCACACUUUUUGGAUUGUCGAGGCAUAAGGAGUGCAAAGAAUGGCAGGUUUUUGUGUUGGCUAUCACAUUUCUGCUGCUUUUCCUCGGGAACUUCCUCACUACUCUCAAAGUGGUGCACACUAAACUCCAGAAAAACAAAGACAAAAUGAAGAAGCUGUGA